Penicillium daleae is the source of this 1737-nucleotide messenger RNA. Its product is annotated as nucleobase:cation symporter-2 family protein. The record is from RefSeq and is a predicted model, not a curated record. Lineage: Eukaryota; Fungi; Ascomycota; Eurotiomycetes; Eurotiales; Aspergillaceae. The coding region runs from base 1 to 1737 and encodes 578 amino acids. The transcript has 5 exons. Gene Ontology annotation, cellular component: fungal-type vacuole; membrane. Gene Ontology annotation, molecular function: xanthine transmembrane transporter activity. Gene Ontology annotation, biological process: xanthine transport; transmembrane transport.
AUGGACGGCCCCGACCAGAUCGGUCCUGACCAUGGGCCGCGACCCACCGUCGGCGACAAGUUUCGUCGUGUUGUGAAGACUUUUACUACGAGAGAAGGACUCAUCGGAAGCUAUGACUAUGCAUACCUCUUUACGCCGCGGCUCCCAUUCACAAAGCGCGAGCGCAAGGCCACACCUUUCUUCGGGUUGGAGGAUCGCAUGCCAAUUAUGCUGGCCUUGAUUUUGGGUCUUCAACAUGCUCUUUCUAUGUUGGCUGGUGUGAUUUCCCCACCUAUCAUCCUCGGCGGAUCUUCGGGCGUCAACUUUGGCGAUGACAUCUAUCAAUACCUUGUGUCGACCUCAUUGAUUGUCUCGGGUCUUCUCAGUGCAAUGCAAAUGGCUCGUUGCCACGUCUAUGGCACCAAGUACUAUAUCGGAACUGGUCUGCUAUCAGUGGUUGGAACAUCUUUUUCCACCAUCACCGUAGCCACCGGGGCCUUCUCCCAAAUGUACAAAUCAGGCUACUGCCCUCUCGACGCAGGCGGCAACCGACUACCCUGCCCGAAAGGAUACGGCGCCCUCCUCGGAACAUCCUGUCUCUGCGCACUCCUCGAAAUCGGCCUCUCCUUCAUGAGCAGCCGCAUCCUCUCCCGCGUCUUCCCACCCAUCGUCACCGGCCCAACAGUCCUCCUCAUCGGCGCCUCGCUCAUCAAAACUGGCAUGCAAGACUGGGGCGGUGGUUCCUCCUGCGUGCCCGCUUCCUCGACCGCAACCAGACCCAUGUGCCCGAGCGCUAAUGCCCCGCACGCAUUGCCCUGGGGAAGUCCCGAGUUCAUCGGGCUGGGAUUCCUCGUCUUCGUGACUAUCAUCCUAUGCGAACGAUUUGGCCCGCCUAUCUUGAAGAGCUGUGCUGUCGUGGUGGGUCUGCUGGUGGGAUCUAUCGUUGCGGCGGCAUGCAAUUACUUCGAAAGCUCGGGAAUCACUUCUGCGCCAGUUGCUUCGUUCGCAUGGGUGCAUACUUUCCCAUUGACCAUCUACCCACCCCUGAUCCUCCCCCUGCUGUCACUGUACCUCGUCAUCAUGAUGGAGUCUAUCGGCGAUAUCACCGCAACCUGCGACGUAUCCCGGCUAGCAGUCGAAGGGCCAACCUUCGACUCGCGCAUCCAGGGCGGCGUCCUCGGAAACGGUAUCACCUGUCUGGUAGCCGGACUAAUGACAAUCAGUCCCAUGUCGGUCUUCGCGCAGAACAACGGCGUCAUCGCCCUGACAAAAUGCGCAAACCGCACCGCCGGUUUCUGCUGCUGCUUCUUCCUAAUCAUCAUGGGGAUAUUCUCCAAAUUCGCCGCGGCCCUGGUCGCCAUUCCCUCCGCCGUGUUGGGCGGUAUGACCACCUUCCUGUUCAGCAGCGUGGCUAUCUCCGGAAUCCGAAUCAUCUCGACGAUCGAUUUCACCCGCCGCAACCGGUUCAUUCUCACCGCGACGUUCGCCCUGGGUAUGGGUAUCACGCUCGUGCCGGACUGGUGGGCGUACGUGUUCUCGUACAGUGGGGAUAACCAUUCUCUGGAGGGACUGCUGAAUGCUGUGGAUCUGGUGAUGGAGAAUGGCUUCGCGGUCUGCGCUAUUCUGGGCGUGUUCUUGAAUCUGGUUAUCCCCCAGGAACCGGAUGAGGUUCCUGCGGUGUAUAACGCGGCUGAGUCAGAGGAUGGACAGACUCAGACGAUGACUCCUACGCAGGCUUCUUCGGAGAAGAGGAAGUAG